AUGAGCCAGAUGCAGAGACACAGUCAUGAAUAUCGAAGAGCCAUAGGUACAUUGCUGUAUGUUGCAAAUGGGACAAGACCUGACUUGAGUUUCGAUGUCAGUUAUCUCAGUCAUUUCUUGGCCAACCCCAAGAGAAAGCAGACGGCUGCAGUGAAAUAUCUGAUAAAGUACCUAAACCACAGCCAUGACUAUUGCAUAGUAUUUAGGAAGAGUAGGAAGGAGGCAUUGAUUUUUUCUGAUGCUGACUUUGCCAACAACAAGGUGGACAGAAAAUCGUCCAGUGGACUGGUGGUGUGUAUUGCCGGAGGACCUGUGGAGUGGAGAUGUAAGAAGCAGACGGUAGUUGCUACGCCCUCACAACAGGCGGAGUACAUUGCUAUGGCUAUUGCUAUGCAAGAAGCACUGUGGCUAUGUGAUAUAUUAAGGGAGAUCAAUGCAAGUGAUCUUUACAUGGUGCUAUGCAUCCUUACUGACAGUACAGCAGCAAUCAACCUUGCAGAGAAGGACAUUGUCAAUGAUAAUUCCAAGGCUGUGGAUGUGAAGUAUCACUGCAUGAAGGAUGUGGUAAAGAAGGGGUUGGUCAAGUUGCAAUAUGUGGCAUCUCAUGACAAUCUAGCCUACCUUCUAACCAAGGGUUUGACUGGGAGGAAAACACAGGAGUUGUGUGCAAGAAUUGGACUUAUCAUUCCUUAA
Messenger RNA from Macrobrachium nipponense, 693 nucleotides. RefSeq lists its product as uncharacterized. The record is from RefSeq and is a predicted model, not a curated record. Gene Ontology annotation, molecular function: nucleic acid binding. The transcript has a single exon. Lineage: Eukaryota; Metazoa; Arthropoda; Malacostraca; Decapoda; Palaemonidae. The coding region runs from base 1 to 693 and encodes 230 amino acids.